CAUUUAGUAUGCUGCUAACCCAGGUCUAAAUCACUGCUUGUUCUUUUUGGCUAUUUUACGAGCAGCGCUGUAAUCUCGAUGAAUCGGCGUCACCUUCCUGCUGAUAAGAUAUGAUUGGCUACUCGGUUAUUAAAGGUGAUGCCUACCGAAGGCGGGGAUGAUAAGCUCCUGCAACGUACUACGUACCUUCAGUCAACCCAGUCUUUCCAUACCUUUAUGCACUUGUUAUUGUCAAGUUUGUGUUCCAUUGGUGAAUAUUGAAGACUUUACCGGCUUUCGAAUCCGAGGCGUUACCUCCGCCACAUCCCGCUAUGAUGCCGACAUCGGAGCAAGCCUCAGAAUCGUGCAGCAUUCACAUACCCGAUGCAAGCAAGGCCUCACAUAACAUUGACCGAGCAAACUACAAAUCAUUUGAUGCGCUGAAGGAAGUUUGGACAGGUCUCGAUCUGCCUGAGGCCUCCUUGGCAUCAGUCAGGCUUCCUGGUGAAGAGGGCCCAGCUCUUCCUUCGUCAUUCAAAAUCGGAAUCCUCGCACAAGCCUCCAUCGGACUGUCUGCUCUAACAGCUGCUCAGAUUCAUGCCUUUCGCAGCAAGACCCAUGUUCCUAAAGUGACGGUACCACUCGAGCACGCCGUCGUAGAGUACAAGUGUGAAAGAUUGUAUACCGUUGCUGACGAGCUUCCUCCUCCAUCUGGGGGCGCAAUUGGUGGCCUGCAUAAGACCUCGGAUGGCUACGUUCGAAUCCAUGACGGAUUUCCAAACCAUGUGCAAGGUACUCUUGACUUGCUUGGCUUGAGUGCUGGUGCGACUCGACAGCAGGUGUCUGAGCAGACUGCAGACUGGGCUAGUAUUGACUUGGAAAAUUGCGGAACAGCAGAGGGCAAAGUCGCAAUUUAUGCUCUGCGCUCAUAUCGUCAGUGGGAUAAGCUCCCUCAGUCGAAGGCUAUCAGCAACUUCCCUAUUAGCAUCAAGCAGGUCUCACCAUUAUCUCCAACUGGUUUGCCAAGCAGGAUGCAGCCUGGGAACCUCAAGUGCCUCCAAGGUCUCCGGGUUGUUGAGAUGAGUCGGGUGAUUGCUGCACCAUUAUGUGGCAAGACCUUAGCGGCUCAUGGUGCUGAGGUGAUUUGGGUGACUUCUCCAACGCUGCCAGAUCUGCCGAGGGUCGAUCGAGAAUUUGGACGAGGGAAAAAGACUGUCCAACUCGAUAUUCAUAACUCUGAGGAUCGAAAGCAACUUCUCAACCUUCUGAAGGAUUGCGAUGUGUUUGUUCAAGGUUAUCGACCUGGGAGUCUUGCAUCAUACGGUCUGUCCCAAGAUGAAUUGAGGAAGAUCAAUCCAAGCAUCAUCGUAGCCAACAUGUCUGCUUUUGGCCCUGAAGGUCCAUGGUCAGGCCGUCGAGGAUUUGACUCGCUGGUGCAGACAUGUUCCGGCAUGAAUGUCUCCGAGGCUGAACACGCCGGGAAGGGCGAGCCUGCUCGCCCGACACCUUGUCAGGCCCUCGAUCAUUCAGGUGGAUACAUGCUUGCCGUUGGCGUCAUGGCUGCCGUGUAUCAUCGUGCUGCCCAGGGCGGUUCAUGGAGAGUCGACGUUUCAUUGGCGGGCAUGAUGAAGUAUUUGAGAAGCCUGGGUCAAUAUCCUGAUGCGAUUGGAUUUGAGGCGAAAGAUUUUGACAAGCCCGAAGAUGUGCCUGAGGAGUAUUUCGAGGUCCAGGAAACAGGCUUUGGAACCAUGAAGUCCAUCCGGCACAGUGCUAUUGUCGAGGGUUUAGAGGUUGGCUGGGACAUCAUGCCAAAGCCACUUGGCUCCGAUAAGCCGGCAUGGGAUUAAAGCAUUCAACGAUAUUCUAGAAGAUGUUUUGUAUUUUGUUAUUUAAUACCUCCUCUCCUGGCCAUAGUGCAUAUUUGUUCGCGCCAGAUGUCAAUAAAGAAAGGGUUCUUAAACAGG
Molecule: messenger RNA, 1943 nt
Organism: Fusarium redolens
Lineage: Eukaryota; Fungi; Ascomycota; Sordariomycetes; Hypocreales; Nectriaceae
Product: CoA-transferase family III domain-containing protein
Exons: 1
Coding region: 312-1826 (504 amino acids)
Molecular function (GO): catalytic activity
Source: RefSeq, a predicted model, not a curated record